Miscanthus lutarioriparius is the source of this 471-nucleotide messenger RNA. NCBI's taxonomy places the organism in Eukaryota, Viridiplantae, Streptophyta, Magnoliopsida, Poales, Poaceae. The record is from the annotation of a GenBank genome assembly.
AUGCCUGCAGAUGAGCCAGCAGCUGAUCACCUCUUGACGACGACGACGACGGAGCAAAGACAGCAGGGAUUGAAGGUAGGAGAUGAACACGUCGACCGUCAUCACGGGGAAGAAGAUGCCGUCGCUGUUCAUCAUCUCGUGGACGAGGCUCAUGACCACGCAGGAAGCGGCGGCGGCGUCCAACGACGGCGGCCGUCGCCGAACAACACGAGCGGCAGCAGCGGCGACACGGUCUCCAGCUCGGAGUGGCUCCAUCAACAGUACUGCAGCGACGGCGGCGUGAGCGUCAGGGUGCUGGGACUGGGUUUGGGAGUGGGACCGCAGCCUGCGACGACGCCGGCUAGCCUCGAGAUGAGCCUGGGCCGGCAGGGGUGGCAUAUGGUGGAGCAGUGCGGCGUCGGCGUCGGCGGCGAGUUCGAGUCCUCGCCGUCGGCGGCGGCCAAAGAGCUAACUCUGCUCAGGUGCUUGUGA